This is a messenger RNA of Ochlerotatus camptorhynchus, 378 nucleotides long. Its product is annotated as cuticle protein 16.5-like. NCBI's taxonomy places the organism in Eukaryota, Metazoa, Arthropoda, Insecta, Diptera, Culicidae. The record is from RefSeq and is a predicted model, not a curated record. The coding region runs from base 1 to 378 and encodes 125 amino acids. The transcript is spliced from 2 exons.
AUGGUCUUCAAGCUUGCCGUACUGUUCGCAACCCUGGCUUAUGUCAGUGCUGGAGCCAUUGAAUCCAUUUAUCCCGGAUCAUACGUUUCCCCAGUAGUGGCCCACUAUGCUGCUGCUCCAGCUGUGAGCUUCAGUUCCAUUACCCAAACUCACCCACCAUCCGUUGCCUACUCAGCCCCAUCAUACGGAUACGCCCAUUCUCACGGCUAUGCUGCCCCUGCUUUAUCUUACACAAGAAAUUAUGCUCCUGAGCUGUCCUACGCCACGUCAUUGUCCGCCUACAAACACGCUGUCAACCCAAUUAUAGAUGCCCGCACCUUCGACUAUGGCUAUUCUACCCCAGAAUUCUACAGCAACUACGGUCACUUUGCCCAUUAA